Messenger RNA from Cylicocyclus nassatus, 429 nucleotides. Lineage: Eukaryota; Metazoa; Nematoda; Chromadorea; Rhabditida; Strongylidae. The record is from the annotation of a GenBank genome assembly.
AUGCUCUCGAUACUUUCGAUAGAGAGCCACCGCUGUCUCGCCUUGCUUAGUCGCACGAAUGAAGCUGACACUAACCUGAGUCUUGGGAGAGGUUGUCAGGCGAUGUACGCAAAUCCAACGGGUUUGGGACCUGAGAUAGCGUUCUUCAACAUGUUACUGGUCAAAAAGAAGAUCUCUCUAUCAAACCUCUGGAUGCACAUUCACUUUUGCGACCAGAAGCGAUUGAAGCCUGGUUCUACCUCUACAGAACGACUUGUGACAAAACUUAUCAAGAAUGACGUUGGAAUGCCUUUGAAGCGAAUUAGAAAUAUGCGCGGGUGCGAAAUGGUUACCAGUGAAGAGUGUCAAGAAAAUCCCUGUUACAUACAGAGAUCUGAUGGAACUGUUUUUAUCUGCUAAGGUUUCAACUACCUCUAUCUUCUAUUUGCU